Messenger RNA from Mytilus californianus (California mussel), 7471 nucleotides. RefSeq names its product baculoviral IAP repeat-containing protein 6-like. NCBI's taxonomy places the organism in Eukaryota, Metazoa, Mollusca, Bivalvia, Mytilida, Mytilidae. The record is from RefSeq and is a predicted model, not a curated record. Gene Ontology annotation, molecular function: cysteine-type endopeptidase inhibitor activity; ubiquitin conjugating enzyme activity. The transcript has 33 exons. Gene Ontology annotation, cellular component: nucleus. Bases 57 to 2891 code for a protein of 944 amino acids. Gene Ontology annotation, biological process: negative regulation of apoptotic process.
UGUAGGAGAUGUAAAAGGUCAAACAUCAAUAUUUCAGAAAUUUGCGAAAAAGCCAAAUGGCAGCUGGAAGUGAAAGUUCAGUUACAGAUGUGUUAAUCGGCGAAUUUGAAGAAUGGCAAGCAUCAGAAUCUUCAGAGGCAAUAUUUUUGUUAGAAACAAGUACAGAUGAAAAUAAUGACAUUGUGAUGCUGAUGUUAUUGGCUUCAGAACAUGAAUUUAAACUCCAUAUACCAAAAGGUUAUCCAGACUAUGAUGGUACAUUUUCUGUGGAAGCAGACCCUGCAGUCAAGCUAUGGAGCACAGCCUUGAAUGAGUCCCUUGUUGACUUGAAGGACAAGAUAAAACUCUCUGAUUUCCUGAAAAAGGCUGUUGUUUUACAUACCAACAAGAACAAAAGAUCUGAACAAAGACAUAUGUCUAGUGAUGAUGAUAUUAUGGAAGAAGACGAGGAAUCUGAAGAGGAAGAAGAAGAGGAGGAGGAAUGUAUGAUGGCUGACGAUGAUGCUUUCACAACAGAAUGGGAUUUAAAGGUUGCCAGAAAGAAGAAACGGUGGGCUCAGAAAGAGGCAGAAAUAAGAGACCAGAUGAAAAAGGCAAAGCUUUCGCAAGGAGCCAGUAGUAUGGAUAAAAAACCAGCAGAGAACAUAUUUACCAGCAAUGCUGCAGCAGGGAUAUUAACCAAUGAUCUUGUCAGAAUCAUGGAAGAAGAACAGGAAUUAAGUUUUACAGCAGAGCCUAUAGAAGAUAAUAUAUACAACUGGAGAGUUAAAAUCUUUCAUUUUGAUGCUGAAUGUGGUUUAGCUGAUGAUCUCCAGCAGAUUCAGUCCAAAUUUGGAUACAAUUAUAUAGAAUUAGAAAUGACAUUUGAAAUAGAUUUGUAUCCAUUUUAUCCACCUCUAGUCAAAGUGAUGAGGCCAAGACUUCAGUGUUCAAUGAUGCAAAGAGUAACUAAUAUGGAGAUGUUGAAAUUGUCUUACUGGAUCCCUACAAAGGAUAUGAAAUCUGUCAUACAGGAUAUCAAAACAUUUCUUCAGCAAUGGGCCAGGUUAGAAGUAAACAGUCCAAGGAAUGAUUUACUGAAAUACCCAUAUGGAGCAUAUGUUGAAAUAGAACAUCAUCUCUUAACACUUGCUCUGGUGAGCGAAGUGAAUCCACGUGUUAAUUACCUGUAUGAUAUGGAUAUCAGUCAGCUGACAGAACAGAGAACCAACAAGCCUAACACACCACCUGAUAAGUCAGGAGGACCUGCUGGCAAAAAUAAACCAGAGUACUGGGCAAAAGGUACAGGGUAUGGACAUCAUUAUAGAUCAGAAUGGGAUAUAAAUGCUUAUAUAGCAGCACAGAAAGAAAAGGAUAAUAAGGUAGAAACUGUUUUACACAAGAUUCUAGAAGAACUAAAAUUAUUAUAUACAAAUCAUGCACCACAGUUAAAACCUCGAACAUUAGGAAGUCAACCAGAGCCAGACACAGGUCAGACCGCAGUUAUAGACCCUGUUGAGGAUAUGUUUACUGUGUUGGAUGGUUCAGCCUUGAUACCAUUCAUUGAGCAAUAUCUAACAGCUGAUUCCUUCCUAGAAAUUUGUAGACAUUCAGUUGUUUAUAGAGUUAUAAUAGAUAUAAUAAAGGAAAUAGCUCGACAGAAACAGUUACUGCCAUUACUUGUAUCUUUACCUAAUCAACAGCUGUCUGUCUACAAGUUGCUAGAACAACUUGAAAAGAAGGCAUCAAUGAUGUUAAAGCAUCUAUGUAAAGCUGGUAAUGGCAGUAUACCAACAUCCCAUCAAUCAUGGGAUGAUCCACCAGAGACCUCGGCCUUUGGUCUCAUACCAAAAUGUUUUGGUCGAUGUAGAGAAAGUAGUUCACAUAGUUCCUCUUCUGAUUCAGAUGGAGAAGAAGAAAAAAUUGCAAGGGAAAUGGUUUCGUUAUUUAACAACGUUAAAGAUACUUUAGAGAGGAACAAUUUACUUGGUAACAGAAAUAAUAGUAAUGAUAAUGAUCAGACCAUAUAUGGAGAACAGAUUCCUCCCUAUGAUGUUCUUAAUACUAAAUGUGAUGCAGAAUUAGAAGUGCAAUAUAAACAAGUUUUAAAGAGCAUGCAAUUUGGUAGUUCUGAUUUGCCAUUGGAGGGAAACAUAGGCCACCAUUAUGCAAAUCCUUACAAGUCACAUCAAGCUGGAGGUCAGAAACAGAUAUUCAGAAUAGCCCAGGAGUUAACAUCUUUAUCAUCAAGUUUACCACUAAAUCUGUCUUCAUCUAUAUUUGUCAGAACAGAUGAUGAAAAGAUAACUUUAAUGAGAGCAUUAAUUACAGGGCCGGAAGGAACCCCUUAUUCUGGUGGAUGUUUCCUGUUUGACAUAUAUUUCCCUCCUGCCUACCCACGAUGCCCUCCACAAGUUAACCUUCACACGACAGGAAGUGGAAAAGUCAGAUUUAACCCAAAUUUGUAUGCAUGUGGAAAAGUGUGUCUUUCAUUACUUGGAACUUGGGAGGGACAGAAGGGGGAACAGUGGAACGAAAAAACCUCAACUGUUCUACAGAUUCUGGUUUCUAUACAGUCCCUGAUAUUAGUUCCUGAUCCUUACUUUAAUGAACCAGGUUUUGAACAAGAAAUAGGUACAGAAACAGGACAGAAACACAGUGAUGAAUAUAACGAAGAUGUAUGCUACAACAAUAUAAAAUAUGCAAUGAUAGGAAAUUUACAGAACCCACCACCAGAGUUUUCAGAAGUGAUCAAAGCCCAUUUCUAUAUGAAGAAAGAUAAAAUGAUAAAGGAAGUUCAAGGUUGGGUUGACAAACAUGACAAUCGUCGACUAACUAGGAUGUUUCAAAAUUUAAAACAGGAACUUAAAAAGUUACAACCACCACAGAUUCAUAAUACUGCAGUGUCAUGAUGAAUGUAUAGGGAGUGGAUAGAUCUCAUUGUGUAUCUCACCAGUCAUGUAAAGGAAGUCAUUCAGAUCCCAUGCUGUAUCUGUAUUGUUAGUUAUCGCUUCUUUUACAGAAAUAUUCUAGUGCUACAUAGGUUUAAUACAGCUGUUAAGCAGUUAAGUGCUCCAAUGAUUCAUAUCACAAAUGUUUACUCAUUAUGAUUCAUACUGGUAAUUACAUGCCUAUUCUAGUGUGGAGAUAGAUACUGGAAAAUCUGAUAUGGUAAAAAGGAAUGCACUUAGAGAAAUCGUAGCGAAAGAAAAUAAAAUUACCAUAUUAAACUACUAGAAAAAGUAAAUUCUGUGAUAUAAAUAAUUUUGUAGAAUUUAUAGUCAACUAUUAUAUAUAGUGAGACCUGUCUAAUCAGAACCUUGAAUAAAAUGGAAACUUGUCUAAACUGACCAUUGAAUCAUGACAUAGUGGAUGUUCCUUAUGUUUGUAAAACAAGCACAUGUAUAAUCCAGGAGUCGGUUUCACAAAAAAACUAACGACUAAGAUUGAUCGUAAGUAUACUGAAUUGUUCAUGACUUACGAUCAAUCUUAGUUGCAAGUUUUUUGGUGAAACCGACUCCAGGUGUUCAGUUUUAAUAGGUUUCACUAUAUAUUAUUAUCUUUUGUUACCUGACAAAAUACAGCUUUAUGUGAAAGCUAAACUUGCCAUUUAUAUCAUUUUACCAUCGAAUUUGUCUUUAUAUACAUAUAAGCUUUUGGUGCUCCAUCUUACUUUUCAUUGCCAAAAUAAACUUUGAUUGAACAAUAGGUUUUAAGGCCCAGCUGUAGCAAAAACGAAGCAUAUAAAUUUACUUUUUUCUGUCCGUCCAUAUUGAUACGGCAAAGUUUUUCAUUUAACAUGAAUAAAAGAUAUUUGGGUAUACACCAGUUGGACAGCAACCCAACAACACAAAACUGAAAAUUUCUCAGAGACCUAUUUUAUUAUAAUCAAAUGAUAUUUGACCACUGAAGGUUUUUUGCAACACUGUUAAGCAACUAUUGGGUCACUACGACCUACAUAUAAUGCUUAAGUGACUUUAGUUAAGUUUGCAUUUAGGUCAAUUUCUUGGAAAUAUAUGAUUAUAUCUCAUUGAUCUUUAAACAACUAUAAUCUUCUGCUACAGAAGAAUGCUGUUCAACAGGAUUUUGUCACUUUGACCUAAAUUUCAUGCUAGAGUGACUUGUUAAUGUUUUUUGCUAGAGUAACUGGUGUUAAAGUUACAAGCUCUUUCCAUAAAUCUAUGGUAAUGGAUAAAUGAUACUUCAUCCCCUUAGACUUUUAGUAUAAUGCUUAACUAAAUUUCAUAUUUUAGUUACUAUGGUGUAGUUCUUUUUGCUUAUGUCCAAUUUUCUGGAAACCUAUGGUAAUUUAUUAAUGAUAUUUUACCACUAGUCAUCUGUUUUAUUCAACACUGUGCAGCUACAUUGUAAUCACUGUAAUUAACAUUUUUUCUCGUACUUUUUUUUCAUAGCUUGACAUACAUAUCUUACAAAAACUUCAUCCAAUUGUAUAAUUUUGAGUUUCUAUAAUUUGCUUUACUUGGCAGUUCUGAUUUUUCACAUAGCAUUCCAGGUCUUAAUACAUAUAAUAAGAUGUAAACAUAGUGCUGUUUGGAUUUUAUAAUAUCUGUUUGUUGAUUUAUUUUAUGUGUUGUUAAAUUUGCAUAUAUGACAAAAAAAUUAACAGUUCAGCCUUUCAUAUCAGAAUCUAUAACCUUUUGUUAAACAAGUAUUUUAUUUAAAAAUAUCUCAAUUUAUUUCAUAAUGUACUAGAAAGAUUGAUCGAGUUACAAAAUUGUUCUAUCUAUUGGUUUUGAAUCCUAAGCAAAUUAAAACCAAAAGGAAGAAAGAUUUACAAUUACAGUAGUUGAAUUUGAAAUAUAACUCCCAACUCUUAUAAAAGAUUUAUAAGAUUUUUCUAUUUACCAACCAAAAUUCCUUGUAUUUAAAAGAGUUAAACUGAUUUGAAAAAUGACAAAGUUAAUUUUAUGUUAUUUGAAGUUUGUUUUUAACAGAAUAGUGUAAAGUGGAAUAUUUUCUAGAGAGAUUUGUUUUCACUAAUUUUGUGAAAAUUAAAAUUUUGAAAUAAUCUCUUUGGAAACUUUGAUCUUUAAGGAAGAUCAAAUUUAGGGACAAGAAAAAUGCACAAAGAAAACCUAGCAAUAAUUUGUCAUGUCAAAUCACCAUCUUCUUGUCCUGUUGUAUUAAUACCUAUGCAUUUUUGACCUCAAUUCAUGGUUCAGCUAUCUUAUCAGGUCAGUUUCCUCAAUGCAUUUACUACAUUUAAAAAAAAGAAAAAGAAACAAAAGCGGCAUUAAAUCAUUAGAAAUAUUAAAUUUAAAUGUCUAUUUUAGUUAUUUCAUUUCUUUUUUUAUUUAUUUAGUUAUAAGCAUAAUACAUACUGUGAAAUUUUGUUUUUGUCAAGCAUAAUACAUGCAACUUAGAAUCAGAUUGAUUUCAUUUGCUUUGGUAUGUUAUCUGACAAGGUAUUUAAACAAGGAGUUUGUUUAUAAUGUUAUACAUUGUUUUGUUUUGUUUGUUUACAAGUAUUAAUUCUUGAAGAAUGCUGCAUAUUUGGUAAACAAUAAAUAACUGUUUGUUACCACAAAAUAUAUGAAAAAUUGUACUGUAGACAUUAAAGGCUUUAAAAGUCAACAAGUAGAUUUUGCCCCACUACUUAUUACUUAACCACCUGCAAAUAAAGGCAUUUUGCAAGUCCACACAGGGUGUGUAAAUAAGGCAUUUGCAAACUUUUGUUUUUGAUUUUGUUGCAAAGCUGGUCAGAGAUGUUACUAUGAUUAAUUUUAUUGUAUCUCUUCAUUUAAAGUUAUGAAAUGUUUUGUAUGAGUUGGAUAUACUUUGAUAUCAGUUAAAAUAGCCAAUACAAUGAGGCUGUCCUUACGUACAUUCUUAAAUUUUGGCAUUGUUUUCUUAUUGCGAAGGGAUAGUUGUUACAAAAAUAAAAAUUUGCAUUAUUUAUAUACAAAAGUUCCUGAAAUCACAAUGAUUAAUAGUCUAUUUCUCAAUUUGCAUUGGCCUUACUAGUAGUGAAUUUUUAAUAUAAUGGCCUGACUUAUAAUUAUAGGGCAUUGCAGGUUUUUUUUAUUGGAAAUGUCAUGAAUUUAUUAUUUGAUUUCAAUGAUUCCUGUCCAUAUUUGCAUCAACUGUUUUAUUUAAGUUCUUUUUAUACGACCGCAAAAAAUUUUGCUGUCGUAUAUUGGUAUCACGUCGUCGUCUGCGUCGUCCGAAGACAUUUGGUUUCCGGACAAUAACUUUAGUAUAUGUGAAUAGAAAUCUAUGAAAUUUAAACACAAGGUUUAUAACCACCAAAGAUAGGUUGGGAUUGAUUUUGGGGGUUAUGGUCCUAAAAGUUUAGGAAUUAAGGGCCAAAAAGGGGCCCAAAUAAGCAUUUUUCUAGUUUCCAGACAAUAACUUGUGGAAAGGUGUAUGGAUCUUUCUGAAAUUAGACCACAAGUUUCCAUACCACAAAGGGAUGGUUAGGAUUGGCUUUGGGGGGUUAUGGCUCAAACCGUUUAGGAAUAAGGGGCAAAAAAGGGUGAAAAACAAGGGUUUCCUGGUUAAUGUACAAUUACUUAAAAGUACAAUGUUAUGUUUGGAUUACCUCCCUAACACUGCUUUUAAAUUAUGUAAAAGAAAUGUUGUAUUGUCUUUAGGUGAUUAGCUGUCAAUUUAUUUUUAGAAGUUACUAUUAAAAAUGCUGAUUAAGGAAUAUUAAUUUUAGCCAUGAUUAUGUAUGUCAUUUUCUAUUUCAAGACUUUUAUGAUGUAUUUAAAUGGGUAAUUAUGGUUAAAUUGAAUAUAAAUUCAAAUCAUAUAACCAAUUCUAAGUUCUUUGACUACAGUUAUUCUGUGUCAGAAACCUAUUAUGUGUCAAAUAUUUAAUUACAAUCCAAAUUCAGACCUGUAUCAAGUGCGAAUAUUGUGUCAAUUUUUGCCCCAACUGUUCAGGGUUGGACCUCUGCGGUUGUAUCCAGCUGCGCUCGGCGAAGCAAUUUAUUAAUUCUUGGAUUUGGAGAAAGUCUAUAUGUUUGGCUUUCUUCAUAUAUUCUAAGAUGUAAAAAGGGCAUUUUAAACAUUAAUUCAAAAGUAUGACAGAAAAUGCCAUGACAAAGAGAAGAACAGACAAAACCAAUCCACAAAAUACUACACAGAAAAUUAAGCAAUAGGAACCCCACAAAAAACUAAAAUGACCAUAUACACUGUAAAUAAAUCAUGUUUUUUUCUAUCAAGGUUUUUUGCUACCCAGUAGAAAAUGAUUAGUGCAUUGCAUAUGAAAUUGCACUGCAGCCAUUUUUGUACUUAAGAACUAUUGUAUGCAGGAAAGUGCUAUUUUACUAAAAAAAUAUUUGUUCAGAGUGAAAGAUUGGAUCACAUUUCUCAAAAAAAUUUAAGGAUGUGUUCAAAAGAUAAUGUAUUACUAAAUGAAAAGAGAAAUGUUGAUGGAAGUGAAUGUAAUAUUUAUAUUUUACCAGAUAGGUUAUUGUUGAUUUAAUGUUGUGAAAUUCAUUUUAAAUAAAAAAGAAUGUAACAUU